Thunnus maccoyii (southern bluefin tuna) is the source of this 2044-nucleotide messenger RNA. It is a transcript of the gene lhx3, whose product is annotated as LIM homeobox 3. Gene Ontology annotation, molecular function: DNA-binding transcription factor activity, RNA polymerase II-specific; RNA polymerase II transcription regulatory region sequence-specific DNA binding. Bases 1 to 1203 code for a protein of 400 amino acids. The record is from RefSeq and is a predicted model, not a curated record. NCBI's taxonomy places the organism in Eukaryota, Metazoa, Chordata, Actinopteri, Scombriformes, Scombridae. Gene Ontology annotation, cellular component: nucleus. Gene Ontology annotation, biological process: neuron differentiation; regulation of transcription by RNA polymerase II. The transcript has 6 exons.
AUGUUGCUUGAACACCCGGGGUCAAGUUGUCAGAACACCGGAAAUUUCUCCCGUUACAGUGCAGGCCAAGAGAUCCCAGUAUGUGCAGGCUGCAAUCAACACAUCGUGGACCGCUUCAUCCUCAAAGUGCUGGAUCGCCACUGGCACAGCAAGUGCCUGAAAUGCAGCGACUGCCAGGCACAGCUGGCGGACAAGUGCUUCAGCAGGGGCGACAGCGUCUACUGCAAAGACGAUUUCUUCAAGAGAUUCGGGACCAAAUGCGCAGCCUGUCAGCAGGGGAUACCGCCCACACAGGUUGUGAGGAGAGCGCAGGACUUUGUCUACCACCUGCAUUGUUUUGCCUGCAUCGUCUGCAAAAGGCAACUGGCCACAGGUGACGAGUACUAUCUGAUGGAAGACAGCAGGCUGGUCUGCAAGGCCGACUACGAGACCGCCAAACAGAGAGAAGCAGACUCGACUGCAAAAAGGCCACGAACAACCAUCACGGCUAAACAACUGGAAACGCUGAAGAACGCAUACAAUAACUCUCCCAAACCUGCCCGCCACGUCCGGGAGCAGCUAUCAUCAGAGACGGGCCUGGAUAUGCGGGUUGUGCAGGUUUGGUUUCAGAACAGGCGAGCUAAAGAGAAAAGGCUGAAGAAAGACGCCGGGCGGCAGAGGUGGGGGCAGUACUUUCGCAACAUGAAGAGGUCGCGGGGAAGCUCCAAAUCGGACAAGGACAGCAUCCAGGAGGAGGGAAUGGACAGCGACGCCGAGGUGUCUUUUACAGAUGAACCACCGAUGUCAGAGCUUGGCCACACUAACGGCAUCUACAGCAGCCUGAGUGAGUCCUCUCCAGCCAUGGGCGGCCGCCAAGGGGGCAACAACCAUGGCUCCUUCCCUCUGGAGCAUGGCGUCCUCCCCACUCAAGACCAGUUCCAUGACAUCCGCUCCAACAGCCCCUAUGGCCUUCCGCAGUCGCCGGGCUCACUCCAGGCGCUACCCAGACACCAGCCUCUCAUCACCAGCCUGGUCUACCCAGACUCCGGCCUUUCUAUCAUGACCCAGGGAGGCGGGCCUGGGAUCAACCCUGCCGUGAGGGUCUCCAUGGGGGCAGCCAAUGGACCCAGCUCGGACCUCUCCACUGGAAGCAGUGGAGGAUACCCAGACUUCCCUGCCAGUCCUGCCUCCUGGUUGGAUGAAGUGGACCACGGGCAGUUUUGAUUGGUCAAUGACAACAAAUUGGACAUGUUAAUUUUUUAAAACUUUGUUUGUUUUCUGUGUCUUCUGUCGGAUUUUUAGAAAUUGGGAAAUAGUCACACAGGACAGACUGGACAGUUACUGUGACACUGUCUUUGGAUUUCACCAACAUCUGAUUAUCAAGUCCAUUUAAUAUCUGAUCUGGAUGAAAAGAAAGGAGGAAAAUGUACUUCAUUAAAAGCACUUGGCCUAAUAAUUGUACUUCAAUAGUAAAAACUGGACGUAAAGCAAAGAAUAUGUCAAAAAGUUCUGUUUUCAGGUACCACUAUUAGCUUUUUCAGAACAAUGUAGAGACCACAGACACAGACUCAGAAAGUUCAGAUACCAUUCAUUUUGAGUUUAACCGACUCUCGUCCCUCUUUAUUCUCAUCUCCUCCCACUGCUUUUUGUUAUCUACAGUGUGUUCAGGUGCAGAAUUCAGUUCAAAGUUUAAAGAGUCUUUAAAUGUCUGGUUGUUGCCAAAUGUCUAUAUAUAUAUAUAUAUAUACUAAUGGUUUAUCAUUGUGGAGACUUUAUUUUUAUACAAAACCCCUUCUUGGUCAUGAAUCAGAACCCAGAUAUGAGGACUUUGUACAUUCUUUAACAGGGAUAUAGGCAAAAAUGUAGAUGUUGUCUUAAAUGGUACCUAGGGGUCCAAUUACUUCUAUGCAUUUGUGUGUUCUCGGAUGUAUCUCGUUCGUUUUGUUCUACUGAAAAUGACCCCCAAGGAGGAACUGCUGUAGCACCCGGGGUCUGAUGUAUAUGUUUGUUUAUGUGGAAAAUGUUUUAUGUCUUAUUUAUUCCUUCUGGUAAUGACAAUGAUGAU